This is a messenger RNA of Fopius arisanus, 1731 nucleotides long. NCBI's taxonomy places the organism in Eukaryota, Metazoa, Arthropoda, Insecta, Hymenoptera, Braconidae. The record is from RefSeq and is a predicted model, not a curated record.
AUGAGAGAAGGCCCAGUGAAGGAUAUCAUCAGAUUCGAUGAGUUAGUCAUCCAGUUUGGGAACAGGCAGUGUAAGAAAUUUCGAUCUCAACAUCAUUACAAAGAGAUUCGCAAUAGCCUGAGAGUUUGUGGACGUUUAUUGCUAUGCCUGAAAGAAAUCAACUCUGAAAUAACAGACUUCUCGUCUAUCUACCAUCCUAAAUAUUAUGAAGAUGUCAUUACCGCUGUGAACAUGAUCGGUAGACUUGACGCUGACGGUACAGCCUAUGAAGCUCCUGCAAGUGCCGCUCAGGCUGGAUCAUUGUUGAAGAAACUUGCAGCUCUACGCAAAAGUAAUUGCAUUAAGCUUCAAUUAACAGAUGAAAAACAAAAUUGCGAAGAUUUCCUCCAUCUUUUAGUGGACGAUUAUGGUGCAAGCGUCAGCAAAACUGUUGAAGAAAGUCAGACCUUGCAAAAGAGGAGGAAAGAUGUAAAACUACCCACUAUCGAGGACAUUAAGAAACUUUGGGAGUAUCUAGAAGUACAGAGAGAAUCAGCCAUGGAAGCAUUAAAAUCGAAGGUUUCGUAUGGAAACUGGCUUUCCGUGGCGAGACCAACUCUAACAUUGAUUCAAUUAUUCAAUCGAAGGAGAGCCGGUGAAGUGGAACGAAUUACGUUAGAGGAUUUUGAGAAGUGCCGUGGAAUUCAGGACUUCGAUAAGGAUUUGUUUGGGGCGCUUGACGCAAAGGCUCAGAAGGUCGCAAAAACUGACACACGUUUUGUUAUACGAGGGAAACUGAAUCGCAUCGUGCCAGUUUUACUCACCAAUUCCCUACUGGAAUCCAUGCAGCUUUUGGUGAAACUAAGAACUUUGGUUGGUGUACCCACGAAAAAUCCUUAUGUGUUUGGUCUGCGCCAUGGAGCAGACAAGGAUCGAUGGGAAUGGUUGAGUGCAUGUACCUUAAUGCGUAAUUUUUCUACGCAAUGUGGAGCUGAAGAUCCAGAGACCCUUCGUGGAACGAAAUCGCGGAAGCAUAUCGCCACACAAUGCGUACUACUGAAUCUGAAUUCCCAUGAGGUGUCUGAUUUGGCAAAUUACUUGGGCCAUGAUGAAAAAAUACAUAUGUCCCACUAUAGACAGCCCAUCGAAGCUCGUGACAUUCUCCAGGUUUCUAAAUUAUUGGAAAAGGCUAGUCAAGGUAGUCAUGCCAAUGGAAAUACAACUGAUAAUUCUUCUGAUGAUGAGGCGGGUCAGGGAGAUAGUGGAACAGCAUCAUGCAGGGAUGAAGAGCCUGGAUCAGCUGCUUGUAGUGGAUCGAACUCUCAAAAAGUUCUACCACGAAAAGCAAGACAGAAAGUAUCACGUCCUAUUGAAGAAUCGGUCUCAUCGAAUGAUGACAAUGAUAUUGGUCAUCAAACGAAGAAGAGGAAAGUGAAUGUUGUGUCAGAUGACGAUCAAUCAGGAGCUACUGGUGAAGUUUCUGGAAGCCAUAGGAAGGAAUCUACUGAUGGACCAAGUAAUAGUACGAGUAAAAAUAAGAGAAAAAGGAGAUCGACUUCUCCCUAUGGACCUGUCAAGCGUAGACGUUGGGUUCCAGAAGAAGUAGAUGCAGCUAUGGCUUUGUAUGCCAAGUAUUUCAGAACAAGUCGAUAUCCAUCACUUCGUCAAAUUGCUGAGGAUAUAUCUAAGAAUCCAGCGUUAAAAAAUCGUACUCCAGCUCAAGUCAAAACAUGGAUUAGUAAUCAUAAAUGA